AUGGAGGUAUUCGAGGAGGCAGUUGGGCAAUGCGGCCUCAAUCCUUUGCUAUCAGCUUUGACUCAGGCCAGUGGCUGGCUCAAAUACAGUACAGGGAUUGUGUCAAGUGACACGCUUGACAAGGCAAUACUCGCUUCACGUUUCUGGGAUCCAGAGGGAGAAAUCGUGGUCCACUUCUUCAAGCAAGCUGUUGAAGAUCGCGAGAUUGCCCGUGCUCGGGUCUUGCUCAGACAUGGACUAGAUGUCCAUCAGCGAGCAGGCGGAACCACAGCCAUUGAGCAUGCAUGCGCACCACCGUUGGUAGUGAAACUGUGCACAACGAGCAUCGGCAAAGCUUUCCUUCAGUCUCUUUUGGAUCAUUCUAACUCGGAGAGACUGAGGGACUUUUCCCCCGAUAAACAGGGGCUGAGUUUGCUGCAUCGAGUCGCCUCUCCAUCAGAUGAGCCAGGCCUUGGCUGGCUUAUCCGAGAGCUUGUCGCAAAAGGGGCAGACAUCAAUGCGAUGAACUCAUCGUUGGUCCCUAAGCGACGAGCGCCGCCGAUUGCACAUCAUGUGUGGGCAAGGUCGUUCUACUGUGCAACCUCUCUUCUUGAGAUGGGUGCUGACCCUUCGCUCGGCGACGACUUUGAUGCAGUUCACUUUGCAACGAUGCGAGUCAAUGUGGCAUUUCUCAAAGCCAUACUUGGCUAUUCACGAGCAAAUCAUGGCAAGAUCGAUUGGACUAAGUCGUAUCACUGGAAAGUGAGUGGACGUUACUGGGAAGGAACCCAUCUCCAUCAUGCUUGCCAUCUUGGCCACCUGGAAUGCACCAAGUUCUUCAUCGAAGAAGGGCUUAUCGGGCCUGAAACAGUUGCAUCUGGUGCCUUUACCCCUUUGCACUUUGCUGCGAUAAGUGGCAGUGCAGACAUCGUCGACUAUCUCGUGUCCAAGGACUCGGGGGUCAACGUCAUGGACACAAUAAACACCACUGCGCUCCACCUCGCGGCCAGUAGAGGUCAUCUCGAGGCCACAAAAGCCUUGGUAAGACUAGGCGCUUCAAACUCAAUUGAUGUCGACGGCUUGAGCCCAAGAAUGUGCGCCGAAUCUCAAGGCCACCACGAAAUCGUUCAAUUCCUUGAUGGAACAUUCCAGGAUUCCAACCACCCAGAACAACAGGCCAGGAUGAUCCGCGUUGAGUCAAGGGCUUGGCGCAAAAUAAUGAAGGAAGCUAUCGAAGCCGACAAUCUCACCGCAUGCAGGGCUGGUCUUGACGAUGGCUGCCCGCUCGACGAGGGCAUCCUUGGCACUGGUUCUUGCUCUCCCUUAUCAUAUGCCUUGAUCAAACGUCGAGAAGGUAUAUCCCAACUUUUCAUCGAGCGCAAGGCGAGCACGUUAGUUCCCUUUGUCCGACAGAACCACUUCUAUAAGGGCGCGUUGGGCUACGCCUCGGGUAGACGGGAGCUUGUUUCAAUCCUCCCAUCGCUCCUCUCUCGCCACCUUGAGGAAGGGAAUAGUAUGUAUGGAUUUGCUGAGCCACUUUGGCAUGCCGUGGGUGCAAGAAGCGAGGAGGGCGUACGGCUUAUACUGAAGCAUCUGUUGGAGAACUCAGGCAGGAUCGGCCAGAUGAACCAAGUUCCGUCUGACAAGGUCGUCAUCCAGAUACUAAAACUUCUCUCUUUAUUUCUGAUGGGGAACAAGGAGCCGAGGAUGACGACGGCGUUGCACUGCGCGGUAAGAAACGGGUCUACAACAAUCGCCAAACUUCUGGUCCAGUAUGGGGCAAACGUCGAUUCCAUUGAUGGAAAUGGGGCAGGUCCACUGCAUGAAGCUCUCAACGCAGAAACGGCAGCGUUCCUCAUCAAGUUGGGGGCAUCGCCAGCUCCUCUUCUCACAAACACCAUCUACGACCUGCAUUUCAGUUGGGGGACUCGGCUCGCCAACUUGACCAACAUCUGCCUCACCAAUGCCCCGGAAUACAUAAGUCUUCAAGCCUUAGAUAUUCUAGAGCGCCCCUCAGAUAUUUUGCCAAGAGAUGUGCCUCAUGAGUACUUGAUGUCAGUCCUGGCCCUGGAAACCAAUGGCCUUGCCUCUUUCGUGCACCGGCGCGAGGAUGGCGCCCUCAUGGAUCUGUUUCAAAGAACAGGCGUUGGCCAGAGCUUCAUUCUGAACUCGGAAUUCUCACUUGAAGAUAUGGGCCCUUUUGCGUGGCACGCGGAGACCCGCUGGAGUUUUGGAGGGCUGCCCUUCCUCAACAAGACUUUUCGCCAACUGCAGCGUCGGUUUCAUCCCGAAUCAGUAAAAAGAUGGCUCAAUCUCGAGCCGGAUCGUGGAUGGAGCCCUCUCUGCAGAGCAGCCUCACAGGAUCUAGUCACCAUAAUGGAAAACUGUUUAUCUCUGGAUGCGAAAAUCGACUUUGAAGGAUGUCCUUUCGGCUCAGCUCUCAUGAUAGCCAGCGCCUGUGGCAGGCUUGAGGCCGUCAAGUUUUUGGUUCGGAGAGGAGCAACAACGAGCUACAUCGGCCGCCGGGGAUCCAUCGAUGUCCUAUCGGUGGCCCGCUCUGCCUCUGUGAGAUCAUGGCUGCUGGUCGGGCGCUUCAACGAACAACUAAGGAUCUCGACGGGCGACAUGGCCAGCUCCUCUCCUCCAGCUCAGAUAUUCCCCUGGAGCGGAAUCGCCCAAGCGAAACUCAGGCAUGUGGGUGUUGGUAGGAGAGUUCUAGGCCAGUCGACUCUCAGCUAUGCCAGAGAAUUGGCGGCUCUUAAAAGAAAGAUGCGAGGUCAGAUCGCUGUCAGGAUAGACGGGUUGGUGUAUCCACAUCAAGGGAACACAUCCAACACCAGAGCGCAGGUUUCAACGCUCGAAGGGAACAUCGAGGAUUGCAUGUGUCACGGAGAUGGACACCCUUCACGACAGUUUGGGUGA
Fusarium falciforme is the source of this 2901-nucleotide messenger RNA. Its product is annotated as NACHT domain-containing protein. The coding region runs from base 1 to 2901 and encodes 966 amino acids. Lineage: Eukaryota; Fungi; Ascomycota; Sordariomycetes; Hypocreales; Nectriaceae. Gene Ontology annotation, molecular function: protein binding. The transcript is spliced from 2 exons. The record is from RefSeq and is a predicted model, not a curated record.